AUGCGCAUCACGGAAGGAAUAGCCGACAGCUCUAGUACACUCACCACCAAACAGUCCACCGCUACUACUACAGAGAAAUUGCAAACCCCUGAGGUGACUAGCACGAGCACAACCAUGCGCAUCACGGAAGGAAUAGCCGACAGCUCUAGUACACUCACCACCAAAGAGUCUACAACUACUACUACAGAGAAAUUGCAAACCCCUGAGGUGACUAGCACGAGCACCACCAUGCGCAUCACGGAAGGAAUAGCCGACAGCUCUAGUACACUCACCACCAAAGAGUCUACCACCACUACUACUACCACUACCACUACGUCCGCGCCUCACAUUAUCGAUGGGCAUAGCACUAUCACAUCAUCGUCUUCCAUCGAAGAAGCCAUCGGAGUCGGAAGUCCGAUUAUGGGGUGA
Molecule: messenger RNA, 408 nt
Organism: Cooperia oncophora
Lineage: Eukaryota; Metazoa; Nematoda; Chromadorea; Rhabditida; Trichostrongylidae
Source: the annotation of a GenBank genome assembly